CAUACAUUAGUAUAUAUUGAGUCACAUGUAAGAGAUUCUUUCUCUGGCGAACAAACGCACUACGAGCUUGCCUACCAGUCAGUCAGAGCCCAAGCAGUAGUGAGGAACAAAGAUUCGGUGCUAACCUUCCGGAACUGCACAAACAUCAAAACUACAGACCACGAAUCGCUCCCUUCAUGGCAAACUUACUUCUGGUUGUUUGGGUAUUGUUCGGAUUUUUCCUGCAGAAGUCCUUCACACAGUCGCUAGACGAUGAGUGGGGAGAAUGGUCGCCAUGUUCUCGUUCAUGUGGAGUAGGAGUGUCCUCCCAAGAUAGAAAAUGUCUGGAUGUGACAGAUGACGGGUCCUGCCCUGAACCAAGAAGAAAAUACAGAACAUGCAAUAUACAGGAUUGUCCGGCGGAGUCUGGUGACUACAGAUAUGAACAGUGUGCCAGCUUCAACAAUAGAACAUUACAAGGAAAAAAGUACAAAUGGGUUCCCUAUAUUCCAGAACGUGAUCCAUGUACGCUAAACUGCAUGCCAAAAGGCGAGUAUUUUUAUUACCGCUGGGCCGCCAAGGUGGUAGAUGGUACCAAAUGCAGCCCUGAUUCAUAUGAUAUCUGCGUCAAUGGCAAAUGCGAGCCUUUGGGAUGUGACCUCAUUAUGCAUUCAAAAGCCAAAGAGGACAAAUGCCGGGUAUGCAACGGUAAUGGAGAAAACUGUCGUACCAUAACCGGCAAAUUUACAGGAGUCGGUGAUGGUUACAAGGAGUUUGCCGUCAUCCCAUCAAGCGCAACUAACAUCGUUAUCACUGAGGAAGCUCCAGCUGGUCAUUUCCUGGCUCUUGCAGAUUCCAAAGGAAACUUCUUUUUGAACGGCGACUUCGAUGUGACAAAUCCGCGUACAUAUAAGAUCGCUGGCUCUCUGUUUCGGUACGAAAGGUCGAGCUCAGGAAAAGAAGAAAUACGAUCACUUGGGCCAAUCUCGCAGCCCGUCCAUGCACAUAUUCUAAUGAGAGAGGGUCAUAACAAUCCUGGCGUAUCCUACGAGUUUUCUAUCCCUAAAUCAAUCAAAGAACUUCCUAAACUUGCAAAGUAUUCAUGGAAAACAAGUAAUUAUGGUCRAUGUAGUGCCACGUGUGCUGGAGGAUAUCAAUACCGCAAAAUUACUUGCCUUCGUGAUCGCGAUAACAAAGAAGUGCCGCCUUAUCAAUGCGAUGCUAAAACCAAGCCAGCAACAAAAAGAGAUUGUAAUACACAACCAUGUCCACCAAGUUGGUUUAUCAGUGGAUGGACUGCUUGUUCUACCACAUGUGGCCAAGGAAAACAGGUUCGUCGUGUUCAUUGUGAGCACGUGGUACAAGGAGGUGAAAGUAAAAUGAUUCCAGAUGAACGAUGUACAACAUCUAAACCCAUUGCUAUGCGUGUGUGUAGUAAACAAAGGUACUGUCCUGUAUGGAGCGUCACAAGAUGGUCUCAGUGCUCAGUGUCGUGUGGUAAUGGCAUUAUCACUCGUAAAGUUCGAUGUCGUCAAGUCUCUAUCAACGUUAAUGACAACAUAUAUCUGCCAGACGAAGGCUGUGACGUCAAUAUUAAACCCACCACUACUGCAAGGUGCAACCCAGGCCCCUGCACGGUCAAAUGGAUUGCUUCUGACUGGAGCCUGUGUUAUCCAAAAUGUGGCCGUGGAAUCAGCACAAGAAUGGUGUAUUGCGUGAGCGUGACCGAUCACAAUCAAAAAUAUCCUGACACGUUGUGUGACAAUCGAACUAGACCUACUAGUCGUAAAGAAUGUUCCAGCUCCAAAGCUUGUCCGCCAAUGUGGCACGGCUCUCAGUGGAGUGGGUGUACCGCGUCCUGUGGUGUCGGCAUGCAGAUGCGCAAUGUAAUCUGCGCAGUGCGUGAGAUCAACAUGUUGAAGAUUAUAUCACGUGACCAGUGUAAUGCUUCAUACGCCAUGCCAUCAGUGAGGAAGUGUUCUACCAAACCUUGUCAGGCUGGAUGGUACAUAUAUCCAUGGCAACCGUGUUCAAAAUCUUGUGGAAUCGGAAUAAGGCGAAGAAAAGUCAAGUGCUUUGCUGAUUCUAGUGAAGUUCCAGACGAAAGGUGGUGUGACCAGAAAACAAAGCCAACCGAAGUGGAGGUCUGUACUGUACAGAGCUGUCAAUCAGUCACUUUGACCCCACGGGAAAGAAUCACCGAAAAGCCAACGACGGAAAGACCAACUACCGAGAGGCCAACGACAGAGAGACCAACUACCGAGAGGCCAACGACUAGAAGGCGAACUACGGAGAGGCAAACGACAAUGAGACAAACCACCGAGAAGCCAACGACAGAGAGACAAACUACCGAGAGGCCAACGACAGAAAGGCAAACUACCGAGAAGCCAACGACAAAACGACGAACUACCGAGAAGCCAACGACAAAACGACGAACUACCGAGAAACCAACGACGGAAAGGCAAACUACCAACGAUGUAACGACCAAACAAAGGGUAACAAAACAAAGCACGAAAAAGAGAACAGAAGUAAAGAUCACGAAACGUCCAACAACCGAACCAAGUGAAGUGAUUACUCAACGACACCCAGAUGAAGAUACCACAACGAGACGAACCAGACCAAGAAUCACUAUUGCACCUACUACUAUCAUCAAAAUACCCGCUAAAAUAGUAGAAGCUCCUAGGGAUAAAGUUCGGUUCGUUGGGUCUGAAGUAUAUCUGCGAUGUAGAGCCACAGGUAUCCCACCACCCAAGAUAACCUGGCGCAAAGGUAUGUUUCCGGUUAGUUCACUUGGAGAACGUUAUCAGAUGCUAGCAGAGGGUACGUUAUAUAUAGACAAAGUGCGUCCUGAGGAUGAAGGAACAUACACUUGUUUUGCUGGCAACUUUGUUGGAUCCAUGGACAGAAGAGUCGCUGAACUUAGAGUUGUUGUUCCAGUGUCAGUCAAGAUACGACCAUCAAAAAGACAUGAAGUAUCAGCUGGUCAGCAGGUUGUGCUAGGAUGUAAUGUUCAAGGGAAACCAACUCCCCAAGUCUACUGGUACAAGGAUGGCAGUCUGUUUGAUAUCAAUUCUCCACGUAUUUCAACUACUUCCCAGAGAAUCACCAUCAGUAGUGCGCGUGUCAGGGAUUCGGGACGAUACGAGUGUCGAGCCUCAAACGAUUAUAGUCAAGCUACAGAUUUAGUGGUUCUGACAGUUAAAGGAGAAGAGCCAGUUAUUCCCACAACCCCACAAGUUUGUGAAGACAAUCCUGUCAUAGCCGAUUGUAGUAUAAUUAAGAUUGCUGGUUACUGUACAAAUGACUUUUACCAACAAGCCUGCUGUAAAACCUGUUCAAAGCAUCCAAGCAUCAGGAACUAAUCACUAGCACAAGUAAUAGAUGAUAUGUUUGUUAAUGUUGUCAAUAUUGCCAUAUUGCAUUAUUUUUUUGUUUUGGAAAUAGCAGAAGUUCCUAUGGCUAAAACCUUACCUAUGCCAUAAACCAUUUCACUAUUCUUAGCCUUUUACGUGACGUAUAUCCGGAAUGUCAUUCUUGUUCUGCUCUUGACUUACAAACCUUUUGUUUGAAACUCCUUGUACAUAGAAAUCUCUCAAAUCUCGGUCAUUCUACGAGAUAUAAUGUACUUAUUUACUUCCAGUCUCGUAUAAUAUGAAUCACGGUUACCAUGGUGUUGAAGGACUCUAUCACGUAAUUAUCGAUUGUACCAAUCACGUGAUAUAUGAUAUUAGGCAGUAUUAGACCAAUCACGUGAUAUAUGAUAUUAGGCAGUAUUAGAGUAUUAUAGGUUAUUAUGAGUAUCAAAGUUUAAAAAUAAACACGUUAACAGUGAGUUUGUUGUA
This is a messenger RNA of Actinia tenebrosa (Australian red waratah sea anemone), 3821 nucleotides long. Its product is annotated as papilin. Gene Ontology annotation, biological process: extracellular matrix organization. Gene Ontology annotation, cellular component: extracellular matrix. The record is from RefSeq and is a predicted model, not a curated record. NCBI's taxonomy places the organism in Eukaryota, Metazoa, Cnidaria, Anthozoa, Actiniaria, Actiniidae.